UGAUUCCAUAUCAUGAGGUGGUUUACAAGUGGCUUCCUCAGACCAGUCACGUUCUGUGUUCGAGGGUAAAGAUCAAUCUUCGAUUGAAUCUUUUCUUCCGGUAACUUCUCUUUCAAGAGAGAGUUUAGAAUGGUUGCCAGAUUCUCGCUGGCAUCUGGGCCAGUUUUCUCACUUGCAUCUAAGUCGCGUGCGAUGUCGUCCAAGACAGUGGGUUCUGAUGGUUGUUUAUGGAUUAACUUGGCGACUUGUUCAUCUAAUCCGUCCUCGCCGCCGCCUUGCGUAUCGUUUUGUUCCUCUUAAGAUCCUUCGCUCGGAUCAACGGGCUCACUUAUGGCCAGUAUAUUUUCGUUCACUUUCUUUAUCUCCUGGAGGAGAGCAGCGAAUAUUGAGCCAGUAUCUGGCGGGUCCAACGGACGUUUACCAUCUUCUUAACUUCAACUCCAUCCCAAGGUUUACAAUUUAAAAAAAGUAAACAAGAAAAUACCAUCGAGAAACACCUAGAAACACUAAAAAAACGUGAUGAUAAAUGGCCAGAGUAUAGGCUUAGAGCAUGGGCUACCAUGGUGGCUUCAGGUUCACACUCCUCGCUCGAAAGUGCACCAGAUGUUGCUUUCUUCGACACAACCGCAGAAAAAAAGGUUUCCAAAAAUCAACCAAUUGAGGAAACCGUUGCAGCAGCAAUAGCUGCUUCUUUUGUUGCUGUGCAAGGACAACAGAACGAGAAAAGCGUCUCAAAGAUUGAAAGCAAAAGUGAGCUGAUGAAACAGCUAAGGGAUGUCAAAGACCUCCUGGAUAGUGGGAUAAUUGACAAGCACGAUUAUGAUGCACAAAGAAGUACCAUUAUGAACAAACUCAAAGCAUGAUAAAACAUACACGUUGAUAUCAUUUUGUUACUGUUCAAAAUCGUUUUCUAUACGAUAAUCGAUAUCGUUGUGAUAUAAAGUGUAAACAGACACGAAAUAAGGUACUAAUGUAUAGAGACGUAUUGAGAAUUAUCGCAACACAAUUAACACUGACAAGUCUAUUUUCACUAUUAUUGAAGAAAUAGAAAACGUGCGCGCGUGCUGUGUGCAGUCAUAAAGCAGGCGGGGAUUGGCA
Actinia tenebrosa (Australian red waratah sea anemone) is the source of this 1098-nucleotide messenger RNA. RefSeq lists its product as uncharacterized. The record is from RefSeq and is a predicted model, not a curated record. Lineage: Eukaryota; Metazoa; Cnidaria; Anthozoa; Actiniaria; Actiniidae.